UAUUAGUAGAGUUACUGACGUUGUAAAAGUUGGAUCUGCAAAACAAAUUUUAAUUGACCAAUACAUAUCAACAAUAUAAAUAUAAUUUUGUAUUUAGUUACUAAUUAGUAAUUACUCUCUCUGCUGAGUUGAUUGCAAAAACUAAAAAUAAAAAGAAACCUUCAAGCACGUGAUAUGGGCAUACCUCGUUUGUCAGCCAAGAAGUGUUUUAUUUACAUGACAUGUGCGACAUGUAUGAUUCUGUUAGUGAUGAAUGUACAUCAAAAAGGAUUCUGGCAUUCCCUCGAACUCGAACCAGAACAACCGCAACUUUCACACGUGAAUUCUGAAUUGAAAAAGGUACUGAAUUCAAGUAAAACAACAGGCUUGAUCAACAAUUCUGUCGUGAAAAUAUUAGAUCUAUCACAAAAACCAUGGUUUAUGAAAGGUGGUUUACGUCAACCAUUGCCUGCACCAAAGGUUGAAACGAAAGAGAGAAGACAAAAUCAUCUGUGGCCUGAUGAUGAUUCUGAUGAUGAUAGAAUCAUGAAUCAGUUAAUGUACAUGCCAUCAGGUUACAAUAAGACGUUUGCUGAACAUCAUCCGAAGAAGAUUAUGAUUCCACAUGGUAUGGACGAGGCAAAAACUGGUAGCGAUUUAUUCAUACAGCAGAGCUGUCCGAUCAGCACAUGCGUGAUUACAAGAGAUGAUCCAGAAAACGCAGAUUUAAUACUAUUUAAGGACUAUGUUACACAUGUAGGUCAUAGACCACCUAAUCAAGUUUGGGCAUUAUAUUUUCUUGAAUCUCCUUAUCAUACACAACCAAUUGAAAAUGCUAUUGUCAAUUGGACAGCAACAUACAGACGUGACAGUGAUAUCGUUGCACCAUAUGAAAAAUGGCAAUACUAUGAUUCGAAUGUUAAACAAUUAUCACAAACCUUCAACUAUGCUAGUAAUAAAACUAAGAAAGUGGCUUGGUUUGUAUCAAACUGCCACGCACGAAAUGAACGUAUGUCGUAUGCUCGAGAAUUAUCAAAAUAUAUUCAAGUUGAUAUUUACGGUGCUUGUGGCAAUUUACAUUGUUCAAAAACACAUAAAUGCUUUCAAAUGUUAGAUAAUGAUUACAAAUUUUAUCUUGCAUUUGAAAAUUCAAAUUGUCAAGAUUAUAUAACUGAAAAGUUUUUUGUCAAUGGGCUUGGACACAAUGUGUUACCAAUUGUCAUGGGAGCACGUCAAGAAGAUUAUGAAAAAAGUGCACCUUAUAAGUCAUAUAUACACGUUGAUGAGUUUACAUCAGCGAAAGAACUUGCCACUUGGCUUCAUCAUCUUGAUCAAGAUGAUGAUUUAUACAACUCAUAUUUCAAAUGGAAAGGAACUGGUGAAUUUAUAAACACAUACUUCUGGUGCAGAUUAUGUGCAAUGAUACACGACCACUAUCCAUCAAAAUAUUACAAUGAUAUUAACGAAUGGUGGCGUGGAGAUAAUAUUUGUACGUUGAAAUCAUGGCGGGAAAAAUCAAAACGAAUAACAUAGUCACUAAUAUUUGA
Molecule: messenger RNA, 1526 nt
Organism: Aphidius gifuensis
Lineage: Eukaryota; Metazoa; Arthropoda; Insecta; Hymenoptera; Braconidae
Product: glycoprotein 3-alpha-L-fucosyltransferase A-like
Exons: 6
Coding region: 175-1512 (445 amino acids)
Cellular component (GO): membrane
Molecular function (GO): alpha-(1->3)-fucosyltransferase activity
Source: RefSeq, a predicted model, not a curated record